Messenger RNA from Tetranychus urticae (two-spotted spider mite), 2244 nucleotides. It is a transcript of the gene Setd3, whose product is annotated as SET domain containing 3. The record is from RefSeq and is a predicted model, not a curated record. NCBI's taxonomy places the organism in Eukaryota, Metazoa, Arthropoda, Arachnida, Trombidiformes, Tetranychidae. Gene Ontology annotation, biological process: peptidyl-lysine monomethylation; peptidyl-lysine trimethylation; actin modification. Gene Ontology annotation, molecular function: protein-L-histidine N-tele-methyltransferase activity; protein-lysine N-methyltransferase activity; protein binding.
AUCCCAUAGCUGAUGAUCAGUUUGUAACAUUAUUUACUAUAUUUUUUUUAGUCAACACGUGUGCAAUACUUUUUGUUGAUUGUUUCUCCGAGUGAACCAAAUAUAAUCUUCAAUUAUUUUAUGCCUAAAUCUGGGUAUAAUCUGAUAAAUCAAUUGAACAAUGAUUGAAAUUAAAUAAAAAUAAUCAUUUGCUAGUGAUAGGAAAACCCUUUUGAACAUUAGUGUCUUGAUGUUGCUCUACUGCUAACUAAACUUCAGAGCCGAACACCGUUGAUGGCCUUUUCCUGUUCUUUCAUUCAUUCUGAAAUUUACUCGGUUUGUUUUCAAAAGGAUUGAUGGUGUGACGUUAGCUCAUAUCUCUUCCAUUGUUAAAGUUACAGUACUUGUUCUCCACCCUGAAAUAAUAAUCACCAUUGGAUCGUUUUUUCUUCUUUUCUCUCUACUGUUUUGAGCAUAACGAAUCAUGAAAAUACCAAAAAAACAAGCAAAUUUGAGAAAUGGUCUCAUUAAUGAUCUUCUUGAAAAAUGUUUAUUCUAUUCAACUCGCAAUGAAACUAAUCAAGAAGCUUUGAUUGAGGAGUUCAUUGAUUUGGAUUCGAUCGCAACCAAUAUUAGGAAAAUUGAAACAGGUCUGUUUGUGCAACACCACAGAGAAGAUCAUUUGAAGGAAUUCAUCACUUGGCUGAAGUCCAAUGGAUGCUUUAAUGAGUCACUUGACAUCAUAAAUUUUGACGCAUCACUCAGAGAAUAUGGACUUAUAACUAAAAAAGCUACAUUAGAAGAUGAACUGGUCCUGAAAAUCCCAAAAAGAUUAAUGAUGACCACAGAAACAGCCUUAAAAGAUACUAGUCUUAAAUCUGCAGUAUUGGAAGACCCACUGCUUAAAUCAAUGCCUAAUGUUUUGUUAGCUUUUCAUUUGAUGAUUGAAUAUUGUCAAAAGGAUUCAUUUUGGAAACCUUAUAUUUUGUUUCUCCCAUCAGUCUACUCAACUCCUCUCUAUUACACCAAAGAAGAUUUACUUUUGUUGAAAGGUUCUCAUGUUUUGCUCGAGUCCGUUAAACUUGUGCGCAAUAUUUACCGACAAUAUGCAUAUUUUUGGAAAAAGAUGUCCUCUAAAAGCUCAUCUAUCAACAAAAUCAAAGAGCUCAAAGGCUUAUAUUCCCUUGAUCUUUAUCGCUGGGCAAUAUCUACAGUUAUGACUAGACAAAACCAGAUUCCAACUUCAGCAUCUCAUGGACCUGAUCAAUCUACAACCGGACUAAUUCCACUCUGGGACCUUUGUAAUCACCAAGAUGGGAAAUUUUCAACUGAUUAUGAUCCAGUUGAAUCAAAUUUACUUUGCUAUGCAAUGAAAGAUUUUUCAAUCAACGAAGAAAUUACCAUUUUUUAUGGUAAACGAACCAAUGCUGAAUUUCUUAUCAAUAAUGGUUUCGUCCCUGCUAACAAUCAACACGAUUUUAUGUCCAUUCGAAUGGGUCUUAGUAAAGUGGAUCCAUUGUUUGAGUUACGAUCUAAAUUGUGUCUUAUGAUGAACUUGCCGACUUCAGGUUAUCUCCCUCUUCACCAUAAAACAUUGGGACUGGAUGAGAAUCUACUUAAUUUUGUUAAAAUUUUUCUCAUGGAUAAGGCUACAUUAGAAAAAUUAUUGAAAAGUGAUCAGUUAAUAACAAACGCGUCUUUCAACGAUCUUCCUGAUGAUUUGGCUCUAAAAGCUUUCAAUUUCAUCUCGAUUAGAUGUCAGAUAUUACUUAAAAGUUAUCCUAAUUUGGACAAAGAGCAAAAUAACUUAACCCCCUGCGGCCACCACAUUAUUCAGUUGAUUGAAUGUGAGAAAAAUAUAUUAUCAUCUCAUGUGAUCAACGCAAUUCAGAGUACUAAUGGAAAAUAAAAUUAUUUAUCUGCAAAUCUAAGGAUACUUCACCGAUCAAUUUGCAGACUAUGUUCAAUUGGACCGAAGCAAUAUUGGAUAUGAAAUAUUUAAAUUCAUAUUAUUCAUUUAUCUAUUACAGCAAAGGUUACAUUUUAUCUUUAUAAUUGAUCAGAUUAAUAUACUUAUAUCAAAUUUGUAACUUAUGUUUGCCAAGGAAAACUCGAAAUUUUUGUAACCGAUUUGACUAAUUUUAGGAACCAUAUUGUUUUUUGUUGUAUCCAGCUGAAUCAGACUAAAAUAUUGUCCAAUUUCGUGUCUCAAUUAACAGGAAUUUUGUUGAUAAAAUAUUAAAUUUACUUAUCAUCGAUUUGCAA